AUGCAGAGAAAUUCUACAAGAUAUUCUGUAGCCUCUUUAACCCACCCCUCUAGUAUCUAUCACCACAGCACAUCCUCCUCGGAGACGUUCCUCACUGGACAUAACCAAGACACUGUACCCAGUCACUGCAGCAGUGCACUGGGCAUCAGCCUUUGGACUAGUGUGUCAGGAUUUUGUUCUACUUUUUUAAUGAAAAUGAUCUUUGCCGAGUAUCUGGUUUUAUCUUCCUUAGUGCUAGGAGUGCAGUUAUUUCUGUACCAGACUCAGCGGAUCCAGUUUGUUCAAGUUAGUGGCACCGCCAAGAUCCACUGUUUUUCCACAGAAAACUUGAAAAGAGAAAGUAGCAUGUUUUGGUAUUUGAGAAGAGAAGGAGAGAAACCCACCUGCAUUAAGCGCUGUUUGGAUGAUCAAAAUGUAAGUAAAUUUGCUUGCAAACAUAAGACGUACCGCUCGACACUGGAAAUCCGCAAUGUCCAAAAGACUGAUUCUGGCAUUUACUACUGUGCAUAUAAAUACAGCAGCUACCUGAUCUUCGGUAAUGGAUCCACGCUGAUUGUUGGAGACAGUUAUACCAACAGCAGCUGGGUGAUGCUUCUAGUCCCAUUUCCACGUGGCAGUCAAGUCACUGGGACAGCGAAUCUGGCCUGUGUGAUCCAUGGAGUGUCUAGCCCAGUCCAUGUUUCCUGGAGUGUUUCUGGGGAGCUGCAGGAACAGGGGCUGACGCGUUCAUUGAAAGCAAGGGAUGGAUCUUUAACACUCAUAAAUCACAUCAGUGUCCCCAUGGACACCUGGACCAGUGGGAAGAAUUUCACCUGUGAAGUCAAAUUCAACUCUUCCGGCAACACUGUGAAGAAAAGUACCAGGUAUUCUGUAGUCCCUGCCAGCGACUGUUCACAUUACAUUGUGCCCCUUGCAGCUGGUACUGGUCUGCUCCUGCUGGUCAUGUCUCUGAGCCUCGUCUGGACCCUCUGCCCUUCCACGCUAGGAUUCCAGCCCAGGGUCUCAGCACCCCCAGCUUCCGAGGAGCACCAGGGUGGAAUCUUAUACGCUCAUCUGGAUUUCAAUUCGCGGAAUCGCAACGGGCACACAAUACAGCGAUCGGCCAGAGGGAAAGUGUAAAACCCUGAACGCUCUAGCGCAGGGGAAUCCACACGUGGGAACUGAUGGCUGGUUCUCUGCGGAUUGGAAGUAGCAGCUGGAAGAAGGCUCUGUCUGUCUCCGUCUCCUUUCUUUUUUAUUUUCUCCACUUCUCUGUUUAUAAAUAAAAGGUCAGAAGAUCCCAACAGAGUCCAGACUCAUCAGGUGGGAAAUCUCCUUUUAGGAUAUAAAGGCAUCAUGGUGUAGAUGACUUUACAUGUCACUUGUGUAUUAGAUUGGAAGCUCUUUGGGGCAGGGACUGUCUCUUUGUUCUGUGUUUGUGCAGCACCUAGCACAACGGGGCCUGCUCCAUAACUGGGGCUCCUGGAUGCUAUGGUUACACAAUAAUUGUUGUCGUCAUCAUCACCAUCCCCCACGUGCAGAGGGAUUCUAUGACCCGGACACAGCUGAACGGCUGCAGCUUCCCUGCAGAGAGUGAGGCCAGAUGGCAGGAGCCUGCAGAGGGGACGUGCAGCCCCUGUAUACGCCACAGCUCCCGGCUUCCCUGAUCCUUAGCAGGCACAUGCUCCCUUUGCAGUAACGUUACAUGGACAUGCACUGGGAUUGUGAAGGGGAAGGAUGGAUGCGGCAGGAGCUGGGAGGGAUGAGAAUCUCUCACCAGGCCAGCGAGGGAGCUGCUAUUCCAGUGCUACCUCUGCAGGCUGCUGGUUCCCCCUCAUGGGCGAGAUUCACAGGCCCCCAUGCGCCAGCCCCCUGCACCAUCUAACGAUAACAACACGUUAUUAAUGACUUGAGCUCUCCUGGUGCCUGAGCCUCCAUGCGCUGCCUGUUUACAUCACAACUUGGUGUUUUUCAAGUUGUCAUUCGAACUGUCUCUCAUUAAAAAGGGUCGGCAACCCCACUAGUGAUGUUUGUGUUGCCUUUUUAACCUGUUCAAUGCAUCAAGCUCAGCUUAUUGUGUAAUAAGAAAGGUGACCUCUUAAAUUCCUUGGGCCAGAGUCUGCUCUGGUUUACAGCAGUGUAAACCUGGAGGAGCUCUGUUAUAGUCAGUGGAGUUACUCCAGAUUUACACCAGUGUCUCUGGAAGCAGCAUCUGGCCCUUUUUAAUCCCACUUAGCCUCUGUGUUUCUUUUGAUGGAUGAUACAACAAAUGUGUUAAACACCACAUGUUCCACACACAUCUUUGAAUAGGGUAAGGGCUGUUUUGAAGAGGAUGGUGAUCAAUUGUUCUCCAUGCCCAAGGGAAGAUGGACAAGAAGUUAUGGGCUUAAUCUGAAUCAAGGUGAUUUAGGUUAGAUAUUAGGUAAAAAUUUCUAACUCUAAGGGGAGUUCAGCUCUGAAACAGGCGUCCAAGGUAGGUCGUGGAAUCCCCAUCAUUGGAGGUUGAAAGAAUACAUUGGACCUGUCGGGGAUGGUCUAGGUUAACUUAUCCAGACCCCUGUGCUAAGGUAGCACCUUGAUGACUUUUCAAGAUCCCUUAAAGCUUGAAAUUUCUGUGAUUCAU
Molecule: messenger RNA, 2602 nt
Organism: Dermochelys coriacea (leatherback sea turtle)
Lineage: Eukaryota; Metazoa; Chordata; Testudines; Dermochelyidae
Product: immunoglobulin alpha-2 heavy chain-like
Exons: 6
Coding region: 1-1119 (372 amino acids)
Biological process (GO): regulation of immune response
Cellular component (GO): cell surface
Molecular function (GO): MHC class I protein binding; coreceptor activity
Source: RefSeq, a predicted model, not a curated record